Molecule: messenger RNA, 1305 nt
Organism: Penicillium daleae
Lineage: Eukaryota; Fungi; Ascomycota; Eurotiomycetes; Eurotiales; Aspergillaceae
Product: putative general stress response protein Whi2
Exons: 7
Cellular component (GO): nucleus
Molecular function (GO): RNA binding
Source: RefSeq, a predicted model, not a curated record
ACGCGGGCUUCCAUCCCGGCGAUCCACCCAUCAACCACGGCGCGCCCGCGUUCUCCAACGGACUCCCUCGAGGAGGACGACAACUACACAGCUCCCCCACCGCACUCGCCCUCCCAAGCAUCUGCCUCGAGCUCCGCGUCCGUCAGCCCUCCACCUUUCUCCUCCCUCUUCGCCUCGACCGAGUCUAGUCGCCCUAAACUUACCGAGUCUCCCGGUCCCGCUUAUCUUCCAGCCUUUGCGCCGCCGCCACUCGUCGAGGAGCCUCUCGAUUCGGCCCCUUCGUCGGCGGUUGUCGCAGACACCAAAGCAUCCUUCUCCGAUCCUAAGGGGGACGGGCUUGGCAAGAGUACCGACGACGGGGAACCGCCGCCGCCGUAUACAGAAGGCUACAGUCCACUUGAAUCAUUUACAUACACGAUGGCUGCGGCAGGAGGUGCUUCAAGCAUCAUCACUCAGGUCCAGCAGGGUGGUGGACCGCCCAUCAACACGCUUGGAGAUAUUGGUGGUGAUGAACAUAUCACGCUAGAUCUCCGGGGUACCCGGUUCACACUGUCAAGAGAUGAGCUUUUGACACUACCAGAAUUCGUCUUGCUCUCCUUGUUUCCCAAUGGCCUUCUUCCAGAUGGCCACAUGGGUGGAUUCCACGAGGGCGACAUUUACCCCGUUGACUAUGACCCGGCAUCUCUUCAGUUCAUGCUAGACUUCUUCCGAUCUGUUGCGCAGUCCAUUCCCUCGUCACUGCCUUCUGCAUCCACAUCUCCUGACCUAGACGUUCCCGAUGUCAUGCAAAACCCGGCACGAGACAUGCUUCAGGAUCGCGCUGGAAUUAUCGUUCUUCGCGAGGACCUCGACUUCUAUGUUAUCCCGCCACGCCAAGACAUUGGCCAUGAUGAAAUGCUUGAAGUCAAGCGUGCUGCUGGCCGAGCUCUGCUGAAGCAGGAUGGCAUUUUCUCCGGCCUGCGCAAGAGCGAGGAGGUUGGCUCAACUGAACAGCACCUCAUUGAGAUGCUAACGGCAGGCGGGUUUGAUCGUGAGGAUCAUUGGGGGCACCGCGCCGCAGAGCCUAACAAGGCGGUGAUCUGCAGUCUGGCUUUGGCUAAGCUUCGGACCGACAUCCGUGGCGAUCUUUCCAACAACAGUUCUGUUGGUAUGGCUCAAAAGCUUCUGCUAUUCUGGCGAAAGCCUGCUCGUCGCUGCUGGUGGGAGGGUGUGGACCUUGACAACGUUGAGGGUGUUGAGGGUCAGGUUAAGGUCUGGAUCCGGAGGGUGUGGACCCUCGAAAUGAGUGUUAUUGGGCUGCGGUGA